AUGUACCAAAUGAGCCACGCCUUGGAGAAUUACAGCCUUACAAAGCUCGCUCAGGUCGGGAUAUUGACAAGGAAGCGCAGCUUCCAGUCCGAACUCCAAAUCCCAGCGUCGGCGCCAUUCCCCAUCUCCAUCGCCGUCUUCUCCAGCCGUUCCCCGUCUCCAUCGUCGUCUUCCCCAGCGCCAGUCCAAAUCACCGUCUUCGUCACCUGUGACCUGUCGCCAUCGCCAUCUUCCCCAGCGUCGUUCCCCGUCGCCAUUUCCCUCCGAUUUGGGCGAGCCCCUGCCUGCGAGUGCCCCGGUGAGGUCUCCCUUCCCUUCCCCGGUCACUGCCUCUCCUCUGCACCGACCCCUGCUGCCCUCCCCUGCACCGGUAGAAGCUUGGUUAAUCUAUUGGUCUACUGUACUAGAGGUCUUUGUUUUCUUAAAUCUGUUGAUGCAACAAAGAUUGUGAAGAAUGCAAAGAACCUUUUCAAGAUAUUUGAUGAAGCAAUACAGUGGAUUGGCGUGGGCAAUGUGGUUCAUGUGGUUACUGAUAAUGCAGCUAACUACAAGUCACGUGAUUUGGAUAAUGUGAAGGAUGUCAUUCAAAAGGCUAGAAGAGUCACUGUCUUUGUUUAUAAUCAUACUCCUGUGAUUAAUUGGUUGAAAGCAAGGACAAAUUGGAAGCAAAUAGUGAGACCUGAUGCAACUCGCUUUGCUACUAAUUUCCUCUCCAUGAAGAGUGUGUAUGAGCACAAGGUUGAUGUACAAGCUUUAGUAGUGAGUGAGUUCUUCAAUGCAGGUGAAUCAUCUAACACUGCAAAAGGAAAGGUGGCGAGUGCUAUAUUGUUAGAUGCUCAGUUUUGGGGUGAUUGUUUGGAGAUGGUAAAUGUGGCUCAACCAGUCAUGAAGUUGCUGAAGCUUGUUGAUUCAGAUGAAAAGCCCACUCUUGCUUAUGUUUAUGAGGGAAUGAGAAGAGCAAUUAAGGGAAUCAAGGAGAUCUUUCUAGGUAAAGAGACUUUGUACAAGCCUUACAUUGACAUCGUCAACAAAAGGUGGGAUAAGCAUUUUCGAGGGAAUCUAGUCAAGGCAGCUUAUUUCUUCAAUCCUGCUCUCAAAUAUGAUGAGAAAGAAUAUGUAGGGGACAUUGAGGUGAAGGGGGCUAUAAUAAACUUGCUUGAAAAGCCCCAACUUUGUAGUGAUGGUUUGAAAGCAUGUAAGGAACUGAAAUUGUUUGAGGAAGCGAAGGGGACUUUUGGUAGGGAUUUGGCUGUUAGAGGUAGAUCGUCACUUGAUCCAGAUUAUGAUGGAGAUGAUGGUAGCACAACAAUUGGCAUGGCGUCUUCAAGCAGUAAUUCAUCCUGUGCUAGUGAUGGUGAAUGA
Linum tenue is the source of this 1362-nucleotide messenger RNA. The record is from the annotation of a GenBank genome assembly. NCBI's taxonomy places the organism in Eukaryota, Viridiplantae, Streptophyta, Magnoliopsida, Malpighiales, Linaceae.